Messenger RNA from Echinops telfairi (small Madagascar hedgehog), 2401 nucleotides. RefSeq names its product zinc finger protein 577. NCBI's taxonomy places the organism in Eukaryota, Metazoa, Chordata, Mammalia, Afrosoricida, Tenrecidae. The transcript has 4 exons. The record is from RefSeq and is a predicted model, not a curated record. Bases 213 to 1712 code for a protein of 499 amino acids. Gene Ontology annotation, biological process: regulation of immune system process; regulation of cytokine production; negative regulation of transcription by RNA polymerase II.
UGUCGGCUGUGUUAUCCACAGGUUCUGGUCCGUAGGAUCAAGGCAUUUCAGCAGGAGGAGGAGGAGGAGGAGAUUCCCAGCUUGGGGGAUAAUUGUUUCUGGUAACAGACUGACCUGAGGUAUCUGACAACAACGUCUGCCAAGGCCCAGAGAAGACUGCACUGAAAGAACACACCCAGGAGCUACUGGUCCUUUCUUACGAACAGAAGGAAAUGGCCAAUGCUCAGGAGCCUUUAUCAUUUGAAGAUGUGGCUGUGGACUUCACCUGGGAAGAGUGGCAAUUAUUGGACCCCACUCAGAAGGACCUGUACAAAGAUGUGAUGUUGGAGAAUUACAGUAACCUGGCAUCGACAGGAUAUCUCGAUACCAAACCAGAGCCAGUGUUCAAGGUGGAACCAGGAGAACAGUCAUGGACAGUGGGAGGAGCAAUCCACGAUCGGAGCAGCCCAGAAGAAAUAAAAGCAGUUGACCAACUGCAGUGGCAGCCAGAAAACGAAAAUGAGCUUAAAAGUUUGGAAAGAUAUCAACAAAGUUAUGCUCUUGAAAGGAAUCUCCAUUCAGCCAAAAAUUUAGUUCUUGUGAAACAACAGCAGAAGACAUUCGACUCACCUUGUACAAGUUUGACAGCUUUAGAUUUUGUUAUCCAGAAUAGAAGAUAUGCAGAAAAGGGUUAUGAUGAGUAUGGUGGAUACAAGAAAUCCUCUGUCCACAUGAAUUACCACCCAAAAAUGUAUACAGGAGAGAAGCCGCAUGAGUGCAGUAAAUGUGGAAAAGCAUUCUCCCAGAAGGCACAACUUAUUAGACAUCAAAGAAUUGAAAAAGGAGAGAAAAUUCAUGAAUGCAGUGGGAAAACAUUUAUGAGGAGGCUUCAGCGCACUGAACAUCAGAGAUUUCAUAAAGGAGAGAAGCCCCAUGGAUGUGAUAAAUGUGGGAAAGCCUUCUCCAGAAAGUCCCAGCUCAGAGUACAUUGGAGAAAUCAUACAGGGGAAAAACCCUACGUAUGCAACAAAUGUGGGAAAGCCUUCAGCAGGAAGUGCCGGCUUAACAGACAUCAGCGGUCUCAUAUGGGGGAGAAAUGCUAUGAUUGCAAUGAGUGUACAAAAGCCUUUUCCCAGAAGGCCUACCUCAUGGCACAUCAGGGACAUCACACAGGAGAGAAGCCUUAUCAAUGCAGCGAAGGUAGAAGGACCUUUUUAAAAUCAGACAUGACCAAGCAUCAAAGAAUUCAUACAGGAGAGAAACCUUCUGAAUGUGAAAAAGCCUUCAGAAGCAAACCGAUGCUCAUUCAGCAUCACGAAAUUCAUCCCAGAGAAAGAGCAUAUGGGUGCAGCGAAUGUGGCAAAGCUUUUGCCCACAUGUCAGUCCUUGAUAAACAUAAGAAGACUCACGGCAGAGAAAAAUCAGACUCCCUGAAGGUAAGAAAACACUCCUCAGGGAGUCAUUCCUCUUUACACAUGAACGAACUGGGUCAAGAGCAAAACCCUGUGAAUCCAGUGCCAAUGGAAACACCGUCUUCAAGAACUCAGCCCUUAUUAAACAGCAAUGAACUUGUGGGGAGUAGAAAUGUAAUGAUUGUAGAACCACCUUUUUUAAGAAGUCCAGCCUUCAUAAAUUAUCGAGAAUUUCCCCCGGAAAUAAAUUUUGUAAAUGCAGUGAAUGUGACAACACCCCCCAUUAUAAAUUAUGUCUUAUAUGUUACAGGUAUCAUGUAGGGAGAAAAAUACUUUGGUCAUCAGAUAUGUGGAAAAGUCUUUAGCAAGGGUAUCCUAUAUAUAAUAUCCAUCAGAGCUCACUUAGAACAAAGCACACUAGGUAUAUAUUUGGGAUUGAAGAAUCCUCUUAUUGUCAUGAAUUGGGUUACCUGCCCCAAAAUAUGUAUCAAAUUAGCUCAGCCAUAAUUCUCAGUGCUUUGGCAGUUAUAUAAUGAUUUCCCAUUAUGUUAUCUGAUGUAAUGAGCCAAUCAAUUAUAAGAUGAAAUCCCUUAACCCCUGUAGAGCCCUGAUCUAACAUAAGGGGUAUUUCUCUGGGGUGUGCCUUGCAACACUUUUAAUUUUACAAAUGACAAAAGAAGUGAGCAGAGGAACCUAGUACCACCAAAAGGAGCUGGAUGGAGUGCUUCCUUUGGGCCUAGAGCCCCUGCACUGGGAACCUUCUAGAAUCUGCAGACAUGAAGAUUGAACGGCCUGGAGCUGGCGCUCUGAAUUGAGACUGCCUGCCUCCUAAACUGUGAGGGGUAGGUUUCUGUGUUAGAGCCAUCAUUUACGUUUCUGUCAUCUAAAAGACAUCAAGGCAACAAUGUUGAAUAGAAAGGUAGCUUAGCUAGAAUAGUUUAUGACUCUCAGUUGCUUUCAAAUAUAUAUAUAUUAAAACAUUUUAUUAGGGGUUCAUACAACUGUUAUUG